Fragaria vesca subsp. vesca is the source of this 2053-nucleotide messenger RNA. RefSeq names its product probable glycerol-3-phosphate dehydrogenase [NAD(+)] 2, cytosolic-like. The record is from RefSeq and is a predicted model, not a curated record. The coding region runs from base 197 to 1612 and encodes 471 amino acids. The transcript is spliced from 5 exons. Gene Ontology annotation, cellular component: cytosol; glycerol-3-phosphate dehydrogenase (FAD) complex. Gene Ontology annotation, biological process: glycerol-3-phosphate catabolic process; carbohydrate metabolic process. Gene Ontology annotation, molecular function: glycerol-3-phosphate dehydrogenase [NAD(P)+] activity; NAD binding. Lineage: Eukaryota; Viridiplantae; Streptophyta; Magnoliopsida; Rosales; Rosaceae.
GGCGACCCACUCUGCCUACACAUUCAAUGCUUCACGCUUUGAAGCUCUUAGCUGUUGGGUAACUUUCGACUUCUUGUAUUGAUCGGUCCCCAACUCGUUGAUGUCUCACGUAGCCGGAAAUUGGGUAAGAGAAAGAGUUGAGUUCAAAAGUUUGAUUGGUUUGUAAAGCUGUGAGGAGAAAAAGAAAGCGAGGAAGAUGGGUGCUACGGCUGAAGGAGUCAAGUACUCACCCGACUGGUUAGUCAAGCACUCAAAUGUUACUGUUGAGGAGAAGCUGGACGAGCUUCGGCGUUUAAUGGGCAAAGCGGAAGGUGAUCCGGUCAGGAUAGUUGGCGUAGGGGCUGGAGCUUGGGGGAGUGUGUUUGUUGCAAUGUUGCAAGAUAGUUAUGGACACUUAAGGGAGAAGGCCGUGGUGAGAAUAUGGAGAAGAUCCGGAAGGCCUGUGGAUAGAGCCACAGCUGAGCAUUUGUUUGAAGUCAUCAAUUCACGAGAAGAUGUGUUGAGGAGGCUGAUCAGGCGCUGUGCUUACUUGAAAUAUGUCGAGGCAAGAUUAGGGGACCGGAUACUGUUUGCGGAUGAGAUAUUGAGAGAUGGGUUCUGUCUGAAUAUGAUUGACACUCCUCUUUGCCCUUUGAAGGUUGUCACCAAUUUGCAGGAGGCUGUGUGGGAUGCUGACAUUGUGGUGAAUGGGCUGCCAUCAACUGAGACGAGUGUGGUGUUUGAGGAAAUUAGUCGGUAUUGGAGAGAUAGGAAGACAAUGCCGAUCAUAAUUUCUCUUUCGAAAGGUGUGGAAGCUGAAUUGGUGCCUGAACCGCGCAUUGUUACUCCCACUCAGAUGAUCCAGCGAGCAACUGGUGCUCCUGUUGAAAACAUUCUCUACCUUGGAGGACCCAACAUUGCCUCAGAGAUAUACAACAACGAAUACGCUAAUGCUCGGUUAUGUGGAGCUGAAAAGUGGACAAAGCCAAUGGCCAAGUUUUUAAGGCAGCCACACUUCAUUGUGUGGGACAAUGGUGACCUUGUUACUCAUGAAGUUAUGGGUGGCUUAAAGAAUGUCUAUGCGAUUGGAGCUGGAAUGGUAGCUGGGUUAACCAAUGAGAGCGCCACCAGCAAAUCUGUAUACUUUGCACAUUGUACAUCAGAGAUGAUAUUUAUCACUCAUUUAUUGGCAGAAGAACCAGAGAAACUUGCAGGACCUUUAUUGGCUGACACGUAUGUAACCUUGUUGAAAGGUCGUAAUGCAUGGUAUGGACAAAAGCUGGCCAAGGGGGAGUUAAACCUUGAAAUGGGUGACAGCAUCAAGGGGAGGGGUAUGAUUCAGGGAGUCUCUGCUGUAAAAGCAUUUUAUGAGCUGCUUAGUCAGGCUUCUUUAAGUGUCAAGCAUCCUGAAGAAGAUAGGCGCAUUGUUCCCGUUCAGCUUUGUCCUAUCUUGAGGAUUCUGUAUAGCAUACUUAUAAAAAGGGAGUUCCCACCGCAGGCUAUUCUUGAAGCUUUAAGGGAUGAAACAAUGGAUGACCCUCGGGAGCGUAUUGAGAUUGCACAAACCCAUGCUUUUUACAAGCCAUUUCUUCUUGGUCAGCAGCACAGCUCUGUUAAUGGAACUAUCCUCUAGCAUGCAACUGGCAACUCCUGUUGAUGGUGAGGGUGUUUGGAGUAUGCCUGGGUAUAGAUGGUCUCUUCUGUUUGUUGUUUAAAGUUGGUGUAGACCUUUAGUUUGGAAGUUGACGUGCUCGUUACCGGGCGCACAAUUUAAAAACCUUUUUUUAUCAGAAUGUAGUAUUGGCAAAUAGGGUUCGAUCAAUCCGGGGACUUAAAAGGGCACUCAUGCAGUCACGGUUACAGUAAAGAGUAUGUAACUAUAAGUAUUUACAAGUAUUCGUUUACAAAUAUACACAUGGUACAAGGUAAACAGGGGGGGGGGGGGGGGUUUGGAGAGUUUGGUUUUAACAUUCCUACUAAAAGAUAAAGAUAAAAACUAAAGUAAUAUAUAUACAAGUGAUCAUCUUCAACACACAUCAACCAGCAAUUCCAAAAUCAAACAAACAAGUAUCAA